Messenger RNA from Rotaria sp. Silwood2, 924 nucleotides. The record is from the annotation of a GenBank genome assembly. NCBI's taxonomy places the organism in Eukaryota, Metazoa, Rotifera, Eurotatoria, Philodinida, Philodinidae.
AUGCGUGAUAAUGCAUACAAAAAUUUAUUACUUUCACUGGUUACAGCGAUUAAUCUCUCAUCAACUGAUUAUGUUACUAAAAAUACAAUUGAAUCUGUUGAAAAACUAUUAAAUUUUUUUGUCAAAAAUUUUGAGUUAACUUUUGGUUUGCGUCAUAUGUCUAUUAAUAUCCAUUCAUUUCUACAUGUUUCUGAUAGUCUUAAAUUAAUCGGACCAUUAUGGACAUGCUCAACGUUUGAUUACGAAGGUAUUGAUAAAGACUUAGUGAGUACCGUCCAUGGCACAACCGAAUAUGCCAAACAACUAAUUCGUCACCAUAUUUUGUAUCGAGAUGCAAUCAUUCAAAAUAAAAAACCAAACUAUCCCUUGGUAUUGUUCACGGUUAACCAAGCACUUCUUAAUAGAAAACAAUCAAAAUAUCGUUAUCGCAAUGAUGUAGAUGGAUGUUCGUUACCUAAUCCAGUGUCUAAAGAGUUGUAUGAUUUAAGUGAUAAUGGUAUUGCUUCAUGUGUCCAAGCUCAUUUUAAAGAUCCAUUAACGUAUUAUCAUUCUUUAAUCAUAUCAGGUGUUUUGAUUAAAACAACAAUGACAUCUUAUGGUAAAUUAUUUAAUGAUAGUUGUAUAUCUUUUUACUUUGAUAAUGAAAAAAUUCGUUAUGGACUUGUCAGAGCCAUAGUUAAGUCCAAACAAGAUAGUAUUCGUUUAUUUAUAGAAGAACUUAUUGAAAAAAAGCCUGGAUCAUCGCAUUUGAAAUUCAAAGUCAAUGAUGAACAAUAUCAACUUCCAAAUGUAUUUUUAUUGAAACGUUCGACUAUCUUUCACAUUAAGCAUCCAAAAUGUCUAGUAAAAAAACAUGCUAUAAUUUAUAAACCUGGCAACCGUGUUACUGUUUUAGAAUAUCCUAAUUUGAGAGAUAACAGCUAA